GCCGAGGCGGCGCGCGGCGCUGACAGCUGAGUCGGCUCGCGGCCUCCCGCCCCCUCGGUGCCCGGCCCCGACCCUGGCCUGGCCUGCCCGGGAGCCAUGAGCCCCGGGCUGCUGCUGCUGCUCGGCAGCGCCGUCCUGGUCGCCUUCGGCCUCUGCUGCACCUUCGUGCACCGCGCUCGCAGCCGCUACGAGCACAUCCCCGGGCCGCCGCGGCCCAGUUUCCUUCUAGGACACCUCCCCUACUUUUGGAAAAAGGAUGAGGUUUGUGGCCGCGUGCUCCAAGAUGUGUUUUUGGACUGGGCUAAGAAGUAUGGCCCUGUCGUGCGGGUCAACGUCUUCCACAAAACCUCCGUCAUUGUCACGAGCCCUGAAUCGGUCAAGAAGUUCCUGAUGUCCACCAAGUACAACAAGGACUCCAAGAUGUACCACGCAAUCCAGACUGUGUUUGGUGAGAGACUGUUUGGCCAAGGCUUGGUGUCCGAAUGUGACUAUGAGCGCUGGCACAAACAGCGCAGGGUCAUGGACCUGGCCUUCAGCCGCAGCUCCUUGGUCAGCUUGAUGGAAACGUUCAACGAGAAAGCCGAGCAGCUGGUGGAGAUUCUGGAGGCCAAGGCAGAUGGGCAGACCCCGGUGUCCAUGCAGGAUAUGCUGACCUGCACCACCAUGGACAUCCUGGCCAAGGCAGCUUUUGGGAUGGAGACAGGCAUGCUGCUGGGUGCCCAGAAGCCUCUGUCCCGGAAGGUGAAACUCAUCCUGGAGGGGAUUACUGCAUCUCGCAACACUCUGGCGAAGUUUAUGCCAGGGAAGUGGAAGCAGGUCCGCGAGAUCCGGGAGAGCAUCCGCUUUCUGCGUCAGGUUGGCAAGGACUGGGUCCAGCGCCGCCGGGAGGCCCUGAAGAGGGGGGAGGACGUCCCUGCCGACAUCCUCACACAGAUCCUCAAAGCUGAAGAGGGGGCCCAGGACGAUGAGAUCCUGCUGGACAACUUCGUCACCUUCUUCAUUGCUGGCCAUGAGACCUCUGCCAAUCAUUUGGCAUUCACGGUGAUGGAGCUGUCCCGCCAGCCUGAGAUCUUGGCAAGGCUGCAGGCGGAGGUGGACGAGGUCAUCGGUUCUAAGAGGCACCUGGACUGUGACGACCUGGGGAGACUGCAGUACCUGUCCCAGGUUCUCAAAGAGUCGCUGAGGCUGUACCCCCCAGCGUGGGGCACCUUUCGCCUGCUGGAGGAGGAGACCUUGAUUGACGGGGUCAGAGUGCCCGGAAACACCCCGCUCCUGUUCAGCACCUACGUCAUGGGGCGUAUGGACACGUACUUUGAGGACCCACUGACUUUCAACCCCGAUCGCUUCAGCCCCAAAGCACCCAAGCCGAGGUUCACCUACUUCCCCUUCUCUCUGGGACCGCGCUCCUGCAUCGGGCAGCAGUUUGCUCAGAUGGAGGUGAAGGUGGUCAUGGCCAAGCUGCUGCAGAGGCUCGAGUUCCGGCUGGUGCCCGGGCAGCGUUAUGGGCUGCAGGAGCAGGCCACGCUCAAGCCGCUGGACCCUGUGCUGUGUACUCUGCUGCCCCGGGGCUGGCAGCCCGCACCCCCACCGCCCUGCUGAGCGGGCCUGGGCUGGAUGGGACUCCUCGGGCAAAGGCAUCACGCCCACACUCCUCUGCAACCCCACUGCCACCCACCCCGCUCCCUUGCCCCCUUCCUCAGGGGCACCCUCCACGCUGGCUCCCAAUGGGCCCCCUGCCAACCGCCACCUGCUUCGUACCUCCCCCUCCCCGCCAGAGCUCCGUGUCCCCUGCUAAUUCCAUGCCCUUCCUGGACUGGCCCCUGCCUGACUCCCAGCUGCCGCCCAGAUGUGCCGUCUCUUACCCCGAACCUCU
Callorhinus ursinus (northern fur seal) is the source of this 1873-nucleotide messenger RNA. It is a transcript of the gene CYP46A1, whose product is annotated as cytochrome P450 family 46 subfamily A member 1. Gene Ontology annotation, biological process: cholesterol catabolic process. Lineage: Eukaryota; Metazoa; Chordata; Mammalia; Carnivora; Otariidae. Gene Ontology annotation, molecular function: heme binding; iron ion binding; cholesterol 24-hydroxylase activity. The record is from RefSeq and is a predicted model, not a curated record.